Messenger RNA from Agrilus planipennis (emerald ash borer), 1402 nucleotides. RefSeq names its product phosphorylase b kinase gamma catalytic chain, liver/testis isoform. The record is from RefSeq and is a predicted model, not a curated record. Gene Ontology annotation, cellular component: phosphorylase kinase complex. Gene Ontology annotation, biological process: protein phosphorylation; glycogen biosynthetic process. The transcript is spliced from 9 exons. NCBI's taxonomy places the organism in Eukaryota, Metazoa, Arthropoda, Insecta, Coleoptera, Buprestidae. The coding region runs from base 165 to 1178 and encodes 337 amino acids. Gene Ontology annotation, molecular function: phosphorylase kinase activity; calmodulin binding; ATP binding.
AAACAAUAUUGCCAUUUCGAUUGCGUUUCCAUGCUGCGUAUCAAUCUCUGUAUUUUUUAGUUCUUUUUCCGUUUCACGUUUACAAAUUGUUAGCAGGUUAUUACUGCGGAAAAAUUUGCUUAACUAGUUAUCAUUUAUGUAAUUUUAACAGAGGUAACUGGAAAAUGGCUAAAGAAGAAGAAGAUGACAAACUUCCAGAUAAGGACGUCGCUAAAGAAUUCUAUGCCAAGUACGAACCUAAGGAAAUUUUAGGCAAGGGCAUCAGUUGUACUGUAAGAAGAUGCAUUGAAAAAGAAACAGGUAAAGAGUUUGCAGCAAAAAUAAUCGACCUCAGCACCGACCCUGAUUCAGGUGAACAAGCCGUCAGACAAGAAAUAUUUAUUUUACGACAUGUUGCGGGGCACCCUUACAUAAUUGAAUUGCAGGACGUUUUUGAAUCAAACACAUUUAUAUUCCUGGUAUUUGAACUGUGCAAAAAUGGGGAGUUGUUUGAUUAUCUCACAACAGUUGUGAACUUAUCGGAGAAGAAAACUCGCUACAUAAUGAGACAAGUUUUUGAGGGUGUCGAAUAUAUUCAUAGUAGAGGAAUUGUUCACAGAGACUUGAAACCUGAAAACAUAUUGCUAGAUGACAAUUUGAAUGUUAAGAUAACGGAUUUUGGCUUUGCAAGAAAACUCGAUCCAGGUGAAGUUUUAUAUGAUUUAUGUGGAACCCCUGGUUAUUUGGCACCAGAAACAUUACGUUGCAGUAUGAUGGAAGAUGCACCCGGUUAUUCAUUCCAAGUUGAUAUAUGGGCCUGUGGUGUAAUCAUGUAUACCCUAUUGGUAGGAUGUCCACCCUUUUGGCAUCGUAAACAAAUGAUCAUGUUGAGAAAUAUAAUGGAAGGAAAGUAUUCAUUUUCAUCUCCUGAAUGGGCUGAUAUUUCUGAAGCGCCAAAAGACUUAAUUAGAAAACUACUAGUUGUAGACCCCAAUCACAGGAUUACUAUUAAAGAAGCACUUGCUCAUCCAUUUUUCCAGACCGUGCAAAUGUGGGAUCAAGACAUAGCACCACUGAAGCAUUCUUUAAGGCGCGAUAGUCACCGUUUUAGUCGUAUUGCACAUCUAGCACUGAAAGAAAAUUUACCUUUAUCAACUGUAGGAAGGAAAUUUACUAGGGCACAAAACCGAAAACUGUGACGUUACUGUGUAACGCGCCAUGUGUGACCCCUGGUGGAUAAGUCCAAAAGGAGUCGUCUUAACAGGCUUCAGAAGCUUGCCUUGGUAGCAACCAAUAAUCCGAAAAUUGCCAAUUCGACAAAUUGUCAGCAGAUUGCACCUACGAUUUACUGCAUAUGUAUUGCAAAUGCGUUUCUGUUUGUUUUAUUUUGUAAUUCCUCUCUGCAGUGUGGUGCAAGCGUAAA